AUGUCUCCUCCAACCUCCGUCAAGGGCAAAGAGUCCGGCACUGCUCGCGUACUGGGCUCCGGAACCUCUGGCAUCGCUGAGCUGCUCAUUUUCCAUCCUGUGGACACAGUUGCGAAACGGCUGAUGAGCAACAAGGGCAAGGUGUCGUUCUCGACGCUCUCGCCCAUCAUCUUCCGCGACAAAGCCAUGGCGCCGCUGGGCAGCAAAAUGCUCUCCUUGUUCCCCGGCCUCGGAUACGCUGCUGGGUACAAGGUCGCACAGCGUGUGUACAAGUUCGGCGGCCAGCCGUGGUUCAACGACCUGAUAAACAAGCACUACAAGACCCAGUUCACGAAUACCUUUGGAGAGCGCAAAGGGAAGAUGAUGAUGCAAGCAACGGCUGGAAGCUUGACGGGGAUCGGUGAAGUGGUGCUACUCCCACUAGAUGCCCUCAAAAUCAAGCGCCAAGUCAACCCGGAAGCGUUCCGAGGACGUGGCUUCCUGCGCAUCUUCAUGGAGGAAGGCACGACGCUGUACCGCGGCUGGGGGUGGACGAUGGCCCGGAACGCCCCUGGCAGCUUCGCCCUCUUCGGUGCGUCCGCGGUAACGAAAGAGUACGCGCUCGGCGUCACGGACUACUCCAAGGCCACGUGGACGCAGAACUUCAUCGCGUCCAUCGCGGGCGCCGUCGCGUCGAUAACGAUCGCGGCGCCGCUCGACACGGUGAAGACGCGCAUACAAAAUGCGAACUUCGAGCAGAAGGUGCCCGGUCUGACUGUCAUCAAGGACCUCGUCAAGCACGAGGGGCCGUCGGCGUUCUUCAAGGGCUUGACGCCCAAGAUCCUGGUCGUCGGUCCGAAACUCGUGUUCAGCUACACGCUCGCGCAGUCGUUGAUCCCCUUGUUCGGCAAAUACGUAUGA
Pleurotus ostreatus (oyster mushroom) is the source of this 900-nucleotide messenger RNA. It is a transcript of the gene GGC1, whose product is annotated as Mitochondrial GTP/GDP carrier protein 1. Lineage: Eukaryota; Fungi; Basidiomycota; Agaricomycetes; Agaricales; Pleurotaceae. The record is from RefSeq and is a predicted model, not a curated record. Gene Ontology annotation, cellular component: mitochondrion. The coding region runs from base 1 to 900 and encodes 299 amino acids. The transcript has 7 exons. Gene Ontology annotation, molecular function: guanine nucleotide transmembrane transporter activity.